This is a messenger RNA of Moneuplotes crassus, 2786 nucleotides long. Lineage: Eukaryota; Ciliophora; Spirotrichea; Euplotida; Euplotidae. The record is from the annotation of a GenBank genome assembly.
CUUAAAUUUAAAUGGAAGAGAAGGAGAAGACCAAUAAAAGGUCUAAAAGGAAAAAGAAGAAGGAUAAGAAUACAAAAAGUCAAGAGAAUUAUUUCAAAACUAUUAGAGCUAUAGUGGAGGGGAAGACAGUCACAAUCAUAAUGUUUUUAAACACCUUAUUUGCUCUUGUAGGCGAUGACAUUCGCCUAUGGCUAUUCACUAAAGAUUUCGACUUGUAUUUCAAUAUAUUGUUUGCUAUAAGUCUAUUACUCUUUGUGCUUGAACUUCUGUUCAACUCUUUGAUCAGAUCAAUUUACGCAGAACCAAUCUUCUUCUAUCUGGACAUCAUAGCUACUUUAAGUUUAGUUCCUGAUGUAGAAUGGCUAAUGUUACUUCUCACAAUUUGAAUUGACAGACCACCUGAAGCUGAAAGCAAUGACAUAGCUCUAGGCUCAGUUGUCAGCUCCUCAGCUGCCAGUGGAAGAGCUCAAAGAUUGAUCAAAUCAAUCCGUCUAAUCAGACUUAUUCGGAUCAUCAAACUUUACAAAUAUGCUGUGAAAUCAAAUACUGAAGAAGAGGAGGCAAAACUUAGAGAACAAAAGAAAUUGUCCCAAACUGCCCAGCAAGCUGCCUUGAAGAGAGAAAUCGAACCCAGUCGUCUUGGAAAAGUAAUGUCUGACACUAUCAUCAGAAAAGUGAUCAUUGGGAUCCUAAUCAUGCUAAUGGUACUUCCUCUCAUUACUUAUGCUGGAAUUGAUUACACCAUGGAGUAUGGCUUAGACAAAAUAUUCUGGUUUGGAAGAAGCAACUGUAACAUUAUCGGAGGUGACUUCUACUGCACUCGAGAUAACUGGCUAACUCAAGAUGGCUGGAAUGAAAUUCUCUACUUCUUCUCAGACAGCACUAAAAUCAACGAAAAUGAUAAUAAAGCAACUAAUUUACUCUGGCUCUACGCUCCUGAUUACUCUCAAAAUGGAAAAAUGGCUGAAAUCACAUCAAUUCAAAGAAAUGACGAGCAAGUCUGGAAGCAAAAUGAUGAAUGUGCUGGAUUCAAAAUUUCAAAUAAAAAUUGAAAAUACCGCACUGAUGAACUUGAAGUUGUCAGCUUUAUACCUCAAAUAUGACAAAAGGAGUGGAAAGAUGACUGCAAAUAUUUGGUUUCAUAUGCAAGAUAUUCUAUUAGAGAUGCUGUGGUGAAUGAGGCUAUUUUACAAUUUGCUACAACAGUCUUUACAUGCCUUAUUAUUUCUGUAGCAAGUCUUCUUUUCGCAAGUGACACUCAAAAUAUCAUUGUAAAGCCUAUAACAAAAGUUGUGAAGAUCAUCCUGAGAUUUGUUGAUGACCCACUUCAACAGCCUGAUCCUCCAAAUACCUUCGAAGAUGACUUAAAAGAUUCUACUUCUAAGUACUUAAAGACCACAGAACUGGAGAAAAUAAUUUAUCGGAUUGGAACUUUGCUUCAAAUGUCCUUUGGGCAUCUUGGUGCAAACAUCAUCAGGGAAAAUGUUGUACUACUUGCAACCACAAAGAACGACAACUCCUUGGAGAUCAUGAAGGCUGGGAGAAGGAUUGAUGCUAUCUUCAUGGUCUGUAGCAUAAAUUAUUAUAGCUCUAUCCUAGAAACUCUUAAGGAGAAUUCAGUUGUCUACAUCAACAAAGUUGCCAAGAUCGUUCAUCAAUGAGUUCACCAAUGGGAUGGGUCAAUCAACAGGAAUGAUGGGGAAUAUUAUCUACUCACAUGGAAGCUUCCAAAUAUAGAAGGAGGAGAGCAUGAGAAAAACCAGACCUUACAGAAAAUGAAGACUGAGCUUGCUGAUAAAUCCCUCAUCGCUGCUGUGAAGGUCAUCGCUGAGCUUAGGAGAUCCAGCGAACUUAUUCCUUACUAUCGAAACCCGAACCUAACCAAUGCGAUUGGUAGGAACAUAGACUCUUGAGUCUCCUUUGCUAUUCACCAAGGGUCUACUAUCGAAGGAGCUAUUGGCUCAGAAUACAAAAUAGAUGCUUGUUACUUGUCUCCUCAGAUUGCUGUGACUUAUAGGAUUCAGAGAUUAUGAAAACAUUAUGAUAUGCCGAUCUUGAUCACAGAGAAUCUCUAUAACUUAAUGUCCCUGAAAGCGAGAUACACUCUAAGAAAGAUUGAUGUGAUUGUAAUGAAGGAAAGUCAAGACCCAAAAGGAAUAUUUUCUUUCGAUGUGAGUUACACUAGUCUUGAUAACACUGAGAAUAUUCCUGAAGAUCACCAGACUGGAGAGCUUAUCAAACUAGAGCAAUACGCUAAUAUUAAUAUUGAAGGAUUUAAAGAUCAAGGGGUUGAUUACAUGUUUACGCUAGAUAAUGAUGUCGUAGAGUCUCAGUCAAAUAUUCAAGAAUUCAAUCCUAUUUUUAGACAAUUAUUCAAAUGCUACAUUGCUGGUGAAUGGGGAGAUGCAUUUGAGUGCAUCCAAAGAUGCCUAGAAUGUUGGGAAGAUGAUGGACCAACCAAGGCAAUCCAGUUUUAUCUCUCAGCUUUCCAAUAUCAACAGCCCAACCAAUGGAAUGGUUAUAGAAAUAUUGAAGAUGAUCUGAACAAGAUCUAUAGAAGUAGGAUCAGAGCUCAACAGCUUGAUGAACAAAGUCAGGAAGAUUCUAAGAACCAAAAGAACGAGCAUGUAUCCCAUGGAAGACUCUCCGUCCUACACAGAGAAGCUUCCAUGGAAGAGUCUAAGGAGAAUCGGAGCGCCUACAAUAGAAAUGAGCAAAGCACUGAUUUUAUAGGACUAGAUUCCAAGACAGGGACCAUUAAUUCAAAUAUCACAGAUGUCAACUAA